AUGACUGGAAGCGAGCUGCCACCACAGCCGAAUGGCGUUCCGGAAGGCACACUCGACGCAGCUCUGACAGCUUCCGCGGUCGUCGAAGGCGAGUUUUGGAUAUUUGGUUAUGCGAGCCUCAUCUGGAAGCCGCCACCACAUUUCGGUACGAUCCCGACACAACUUCUCAAAGACCACGCUCUCUUGGACGAUGUACUGAUGCUGACCCUGGAUCGGAGCAGACCGCAGAGUACCAGGAUGGGUGACCGGUUAUGUGCGCCGAUUUUGGCAGGCAAGGUGAGCAUUUCAAUCUUCUCCUCGUCGACGGGAACAGGACCGGGGGCUGGCAAAGAUGCUUUUGAAGACCACCGUGGCACCCCCGAGGCACCCGGUCGCGUGGCCACGCUCAUUGAGCGCUCCUUUUGGGAGAACCUGACGGAUCACCACGACUGCGCCUCCGACAAAGUCUGGGGCGUCGCCUACCGCAUCGACGCCGCACACGCCGCCGAGGUGCGCGAGUAUCUCGACAUUCGCGAGAUCAACGGCUACACCGUUCACUACACGCCGUUUUACCCUGCGUCCAAGGGCACUGCCGCGUUUCGCACCAUGGCAUACAUUGGCACGCCCGAGAACCCGCAGUUUACCGGUCCGCAAGACGUUCAGGCCCUGGCGGAGCACAUUUACCGGUCGACGGGGCCGAGUGGGCCGAACCGGGACUACUUGUGGGGCCUGGAGACGGCGCUCGAUGAGCUGAGCCCGGAGAGCGGCGACGAGCACGUCACAGACCUGUCGAACCGCGUGCGGGCCUUGGCCAAGGCUGCUUCUGAAGCCGAAGCCGAAGCCGAAGCCGAAGCCGAAGCCGAAGCCGAAGCCGAAGCAAAGUCAAACCCUUCUGCUCAGUAA
This is a messenger RNA of Sporothrix brasiliensis 5110, 882 nucleotides long. RefSeq lists its product as uncharacterized. Gene Ontology annotation, biological process: glutathione catabolic process. The coding region runs from base 1 to 882 and encodes 293 amino acids. The transcript is spliced from 4 exons. Gene Ontology annotation, cellular component: cytoplasm. NCBI's taxonomy places the organism in Eukaryota, Fungi, Ascomycota, Sordariomycetes, Ophiostomatales, Ophiostomataceae. The record is from RefSeq and is a predicted model, not a curated record. Gene Ontology annotation, molecular function: gamma-glutamylcyclotransferase activity; glutathione specific gamma-glutamylcyclotransferase activity.